This is a messenger RNA of Paramacrobiotus metropolitanus, 1391 nucleotides long. RefSeq lists its product as uncharacterized. The coding region runs from base 175 to 1173 and encodes 332 amino acids. The record is from RefSeq and is a predicted model, not a curated record. NCBI's taxonomy places the organism in Eukaryota, Metazoa, Tardigrada, Eutardigrada, Parachela, Macrobiotidae. The transcript is spliced from 2 exons.
ACGAACAUUGAGCGGUUGUUUAUUAAUUCGUUAUGUAUCAGCAUAACGUAUUGUUGUCAGCAACUUGCAGCUAGUAUUUCUACUAGCAAAAAACAUCACUUGAAUCUGACACGAUUCCUUACGUUUAGUAAUCAGGAACUCAUCGCUUUAUUAACACCAUUUUCACUGGCUAAGAUGGGAACCAUUAUACUUCGCAUCUGCCUCGUGUUAGGUGCAUUCUUUCCAUCCACCGAAAGCUCUGCAUUACCACAUCCGCAGUGCUUCUUCCCGGAGCAUCAGCCCUUCGAUCUCGCAUGUACGCAGGCCGAUCUGCAUUUCCCGGGGAAUUUCAACGCUUGUGCGUUACCCACCGUGUACGGCGCACUCUUCACCCUGGUUCUGGAUUGUCCGACUAGCAACUUCAACACGUACUGCAACACCUUAGGGAAGUACUUUCAAGCACUGCCUCGUAACGACGGCAUAUGGCGAGUAACGCUGAAAGGGUUUCGGUCAGAAACAGAAGCGCGGGCCCCGAUUGAUCGACUCCUUUCUAACCUCCACAGUGUCCUGAUUCUUAUUAUACAGUAUUCAAAGAUUGGCAGAUUGGAUGCGGCUUUCCUUAGUGGUUUCCCGAGUUUGCUUACGCUGGAUAUAGAGAAGAACGAUAUUAAGGACAUCGCGAUCGAUACGUUCCGCUCAGUUCCUAUCUUAUCUUAUCUUAUCCUAUCUUUUCUCCAGCUGAGCGAGAACUCCUUAACCUAUUUUGAUUGGACUACUCUGGAGCCAGUUGCUAACCACUUGUUAUUUCUGGAGCUCCGCCAGCAGACCCCGCCCCUUCGCCACCUGUACCGCAGUGGGCCUCGGUUCAACGUGCACUUAUCGACACUGUCCUUAGACGGUAAUCUUUUGCCAUCCAUCUCCAAGGAUGUUCUAGAUACCCUUAUUGUCAAAGAAGACCGAGUGAAUGUGAAGUUUAAUUUCCGUCAUAAUCCGAUCUGUCCAGAGGAUGAUGACUGUGGAUGUUGGGCUAUGGAAAAUUUCCAUCAGUGGUUCAACAGUACUGUGCAUUCGCCCGGUUUGCUGACGGACAAGUAUUUGGAAGUUAAAGUGACCUGUGGACCAGCAUGGAGCAUCCCGGGCAACCCAGAAAAAGUGUACCGAGCAGAUAGUCAAUCACUAUGUAUUGCGUGGUAAACGUUUUGUCGUAAUCCUACUAACAUUUUGUUCAUCUAGCCGGUACAAAUAUAAGGUUGCUGCUCAGUCCAGAUUUCUAAUUCAGGCCUCAAAAGCAGACAACCCGUUUUGUCUGAGUGGCCAGAAUUGCGUUGCUCAGAUAGACCGAUUGCUGUGUUGUGUGUUCUAUGGUUGUAGUAAAUUCCGUGAAGCAACUUAGCAGAAGCAUAUAAUUAUGC